Messenger RNA from Sorghum bicolor (sorghum), 1206 nucleotides. Its product is annotated as E3 ubiquitin-protein ligase RNF4. Lineage: Eukaryota; Viridiplantae; Streptophyta; Magnoliopsida; Poales; Poaceae. The record is from RefSeq and is a predicted model, not a curated record. The coding region runs from base 169 to 897 and encodes 242 amino acids. The transcript has 5 exons.
GACAGCCAUCGCUGACGCUACUGCCCGCGUCCGGUUUCCUAUUUAUAAAUGGCGAAAUGCUCGGCGGUCAGACGAAAAAAAGGAAGAGACUCAGCUCGCAACCACAGACCCUAGACGGUCCUCCGACCCAGACGACAAGCCCGAUUCUUCCAGUAUCUUUUACCCACCAUGAACUCCCAUGGUGCUGGAAGGCGGACUCCGAAGAGGCGGAGGACUACGACUAAGUCGCAUUCUCAGCUUUUGGACCUCAACUGCCCCCCUGCUGAAGGGGCUGGUGAGGGGGCUCUACCUUUCAACAGCAUGCCUGUCUUGCACAUCCAGGCUUCAAGCAGUAUGCCUGUGCAGCACAUCCAGGCUUCGAGCAGUACGCCACCGGCUACUGAUGAACCUCGCAUUGGCAUGCUUAGUUGCCCCAUCGAUGUGGAAGCCAUCGAUGAUGAUGUUGUUAUCUAUUCUUCAAGUUCACUCCCUCAAGCAAGACAACAGUCGACCAGGACAGCAGUUGUGAUAAUAGAUGAUGAUUCUGAAACAAACCCAGAACCAGCAGGGGAUGCUCUUCAUGAGCAUGUGAACACACUGCUAUCUCUGGGCAUAAACCGUAGGCACGAGCCUCCGAGAGCAACCAACGCCCGCCCUGUAAUAAGUAUAGUGGACACACCAGAAGUCAACACCUUCAAGGCACCCCCUGAACCUGUGAAGGAGGUCCCGAAGGAACCAAAGUUCAGCUGCCCAAUCUGCAUGAAUGAGCUAACUGAAGCAGCGUCCACCGUCUGCGGCCACAUUUUCUGCCAGAAGUGCAUCAAGGCUGCCAUUCAGGCCCAGAAGAAGUGCCCCACCUGCCGGAGGAGGCUUACUCCAAGCCAGCAGCACCGGGUGUACCUCCCAUUGACUGAGUAGCCCAGUGCAGUCGUUUUGCUACAAGUUCUGCAGCGCCUCACCUUUUUCAUCCCAUCGUGGGCUUGUGGCGGGUGUAUUUUGGAGGUAUUUAGGGGCUUAUCAUUAGCAUAGAGUAUUACAGGGAAUUAACAAGUGGUUUUGCCCUCGGCAUUCAAGGCUGGAUCAUCAGUAAAGUAUAUCCUAGCAUCAACAUCAUCAGAAUGUUGGUGUUUGUUUGUUAACUAUGGUCGGUGCGGUGUCUUAACCUUCUGUGUGGGAUGUGAGUUGUGAUGCAAUGCAAUGUGAACCAUGAAGUGGUACUUUUUAUGC